Molecule: messenger RNA, 1734 nt
Organism: Fonsecaea pedrosoi CBS 271.37
Lineage: Eukaryota; Fungi; Ascomycota; Eurotiomycetes; Chaetothyriales; Herpotrichiellaceae
Exons: 4
Coding region: 1-1734 (577 amino acids)
Biological process (GO): secondary metabolic process
Molecular function (GO): CoA-ligase activity
Source: RefSeq, a predicted model, not a curated record
AUGUCUCUGUCCCAACAGCACCCCACAGAAGCUGUCGAUCCUGUCUGGACUGGUCCAAAACCUAUUCAGAUUCCAUCCACUGACAUCUUGACCUUUGCUUUUGCCAAUCUCAGCCAAUAUGACAAUAGCUGCCCGAUCUUCAUCGAUGCCAAUGAUCCAUCCAAUAGGAUCUCGGCCCAGCAAGCUCUUCGGACCGUUCUUCAACUGAUCCACAGCCUUCGGGCGCUGAGGCUAAAGGAGGGAGAAUGCGUGUGCCUGCAUGCCUUUAACAACAUCUGGUAUCCCCUGAUCUGGUUGGCGACAAUCGGAUCCGGGGCUCGUGUUGUUGGGUCCAAUCCCAAAUACACCAAAGAUGAAUUGAUUCAUUUGCUCAGCCUCACAAAGCCCAAGGUCAUCUUUGCUCAGGUGGACUGCAUCGAGCCAAUGGUUGAAGCAGUCAGUCACUGCGAAACCAAUUCCCAAAUUUUCGUCAUCGAAUCCCAUGACACCUCAUAUCAGGUCCGACGUCGAGAUUACGCCAGCUGGCGUACACUGUUGCGUGAGCCUGCAACUGAUUGGUACGUUCGCGCGGCAGAUGGUAAGCCUGAUCAAGAAGACAUUGCUGUGUAUGCCAUGACGAGUGGAACAACGGGUCUUCCUAAGGCCGCCAUGAUCUCGCAUCGGUAUAUCGUGGCCUUGACUGCAACCUUGGAAGCUACCUUCCGUCGCAGACCGUAUCGACCAUCACAGCUCAUCUGUCUACCUGUCUUUCACGCAUUUGCAUCACCCCUGGCCCUGGUUUUGCCGCUCCGAUUGGGUUUGCCCACCUUCUUCCUGCCAAAGUGGUCGCUUUCGGAAUAUUUGCAAGCCCUGCAGAGAUUCACCAUCACCGAUACGCCAGUCUCGCCUCCGAUCAUUGGCGCUCUAACCAGACUCCCUGCUUCAGACGUGCCCCUUCUCCAAAGCCUCCGUUAUGUCGUCUGCGCCGGUGCCGCUCUUCCUGCAAGCGUGCAGAACAAGUUGUACGAUGUUCUGGAUCCCGAGGCAGUGAUUGCCCAAUGCUGGGGAACGACCGAGGCAGGCUGGCAUUCUCUGGGCAGUUCGAAGCAGAGGGACUUUUCGGGGAGUGUGGGACGAUUGCUGCCAAAUGCUCAAAUGAAGUUGGUGGGUGCGGAGGGCAACUUGAUUUUCCGAGAAGGCGAGGCUGGAGAAGCGUUUAUCAAAGCCCCGACGUUGUUUUCUGGCUAUUUGGGAAAUCCAGAAGCCAAUCGUGACUCCUUCGACCGGGAAGGAUUUUACCGCACUGGCGAUCUCUUAUCCGUUGAGGGAGGCCUCCUGCACUAUUCUGACAGGAUCAAAGAGACGUUGAAGGUCAAAGGGUGGCAAGUCUCGCCAAGCGAGAUCGAAAGUGUCCUCGUCCAGCAUCCGCAGAUUGCAGAUGUCGCUAUUGCUGGCGAUAUUCGGACGAACGACUUGGGACUGUGGGAUACGUUUCCCAUGGCAUAUGUGGUUCGGUCGAGCGGGGAUUCCAGACCACCAUUGAUGGAACAGGAUGUCAAAGAUUUCGUCGCUUCCAGGCUCAUCUCGUACAAGCACAUCACAGGAGAUGUCAUAUUCGUCAAGGAAAUCCCACGAUCUCCCUCGGGAAAGAUCCUCCGUCGAAAUCUACCGCAGGCAGAGCGCGAGCUGUCGAACGAAGAUGUGGCUCCAGUAGCAGAGGAGGAGGAGGUGGUGGUGGAAGUCGACCGCCACUGA